AGUGCGCUCUGGACCCCUCCCUCCCCUCCGUCCCGGGGGCGUCUCGAUGGUGUCAGCGCCGGGCGCUGCUCUCAGCGCCGCUGCCUUGCCGCCGCCAUGGCGCAGCCCCGGGGGGUCAACAGCCUCCGCUUCAACCAGGACCAGAGCUGUUUCUGCGUGGCAAUGGACUCUGGGGUUCGAAUUUUCAACGUGGAGCCCCUGAUGGAGAAGGGGCACUUGGACGCAGAGCAAGUGGGGAGCGUGGGGCUGGCCGAGAUGCUGAACCGCUCCAACCUCCUGGCCCUGGUGGGGGGUGGCAGCCACCCCAAGUUCCCUGAUGUCUCAGUUCUGAUCUGGGACGACGCCAGGGAAGGGAAGGACAAACUGGUGCUGGAGUUCACCUUCCCCAAGCCUGUGCUGGCUGUGAGGAUGAGGACUGACAAGCUGGUGGUGGUGCUGCAGAGCCGGCUCUAUGUCUUCUCCUUCCCCCACAACCCAACCAAGCUCUUCGAGUUUGACACCAGGGACAACCCCAAAGGGGUGGUGGAGUUGUCUCCCAGCGCCGACAAGGCCUUGCUGGUGUUCCCUGGGCACAAGUGUGGCAGCCUUCAGCUGGUGGACCUGGGCAGCGCCCAGCCGGGCACCUCCUCGGCGCCGGUGACCAUCAACGCUCACCAGAGCCAGCUGGGGGCGCUGGCGCUCAGCCCCUCGGGCACCAGGGUGGCCUCGGCCUCCGCCAGGGGCACUCUGAUCAGGAUCUUCUGCACCCACAGCCGGCAGCGGCUGCUGGAGCUGCGCCGCGGCACCGACCCUGCCACCCUGCACUGCCUGUCCUUCAGUGCCGACUGCUCCUUCCUGGUGGCCGCCAGCGACAAGGGCACCGGCCACAUCUUCGCCCUGCGCGACACGCGCCUGAACCGGCGCUCGGCGCUGGCUCGGGUGGGCAAGGUGGGGCCGGUGCUGGGGCCCUACGUGGAGUCCCAGUGGUCCCUGGCCAGCUUCUCGCUGCCCGCGGAGGCUCCGCUGCUCUGCGCCUUCGGCCGGGGGGGGCGCAGCCCCAGCUCCGUCGUGGCGGUGUGUGUGGAUGGCAGCUUCCACAAGUGGGUGUUCAGCCCCGAGGGCAACUGCAACCGGGAGGCCUUCGACGUCUUCCUGGACAUCUGUGACGAGGAUGACUUCUGACCCCACCCCGGG
Dryobates pubescens (Downy woodpecker) is the source of this 1173-nucleotide messenger RNA. It is a transcript of the gene WDR45, whose product is annotated as WD repeat domain 45. Gene Ontology annotation, molecular function: phosphatidylinositol-3,5-bisphosphate binding; protein binding; phosphatidylinositol-3-phosphate binding. Bases 97 to 1161 code for a protein of 354 amino acids. The record is from RefSeq and is a predicted model, not a curated record. Gene Ontology annotation, cellular component: phagophore assembly site membrane; cytosol; extrinsic component of membrane. NCBI's taxonomy places the organism in Eukaryota, Metazoa, Chordata, Aves, Piciformes, Picidae. The transcript has 12 exons. Gene Ontology annotation, biological process: protein lipidation; nucleophagy; autophagy of mitochondrion.